Perognathus longimembris pacificus (Pacific pocket mouse) is the source of this 2392-nucleotide messenger RNA. RefSeq names its product beta-1,4-galactosyltransferase 3 (gene B4galt3). NCBI's taxonomy places the organism in Eukaryota, Metazoa, Chordata, Mammalia, Rodentia, Heteromyidae. Gene Ontology annotation, molecular function: glycosyltransferase activity. The record is from RefSeq and is a predicted model, not a curated record. Bases 689 to 1879 code for a protein of 396 amino acids. The transcript is spliced from 7 exons. Gene Ontology annotation, biological process: carbohydrate metabolic process; galactosylceramide biosynthetic process.
GCCCCCCUCCCCCCCCCGCCCUGCUCCCGACAGCCCUUAGGGGCUGUCGGCUUGUAGCUCCCAGGUGGUCACGCUCCCUGCACCUGCCGAGCAAGCUCCCUGGCUCGUGAAGACCAGAAAGAGCCUGUCUCCUACUUCGCCCUGACUUCUCCUGAGGCCACUCCAAGCUGGUACCAGAUUUGCUAUGAGGAGCUGGAUGGAGCCUCCCUCUCCUUUGUGACAUUUCCAAUUCUAGAUAAUGCCUCACAUCGGUGUACCCCCGGAACCCCCUGGAGCCCCCACUGUCCGGAAGAAGACAGCUUGAACCUAGGUGAGUCUUCUUCCCCUCUUUAAGACUGGAGGGACAUCAGAGACUUGUGAGAUGGACAUGGAACUUAAAUGAUGAAAGAAUUCUUAGGGGUGGGGACUGAGUAUAGAUGGUAGGAGUGAUUGGGGGGGUGUAUGGAAAUGAAACAGGCUGGAAGUGACAGGUGUUUGAGCUACUGGUGGUUACAUUCUAGGUAUUUCCUUUCCUUGUGUGACUGAUUGUACACCUGUGUGUUUAUUUCUAUGACUUUGUUCUCUGCCUGUUUUGCCGGUGUGCCCUGGCACCCUCUUCAUUUCUGACCUGCUAAUCUCCCUGCUGGCUCGCUGUCUUCUUGCCUCCUCCCAGAACUCUCCUCUCUCCCUCCUCAGACCUCAAGUCAGGAUGUUGCGGAGGCUGCUGGAGAGGCCCUGUACCCUGGCCCUGCUUGUGGGCUCCCAGCUGGCUGUCAUGAUGUACCUGUCACUAGGGGGCUUCCGAAGUCUUAGUGCCCUAUUUGGCAGAGAUCAGGGGCCAACAUUUGACUAUUCUCAUCCCCGGGAUGUCUACAGUAACCUCAGUCAUCUGCCUGGGGCCCCUGUAGCCCCAGGGGGUCCUCUAGUUCCUCAAGCUCUGCCCUACUGUCCUGAACGGUCUCCUCUUUUAGUGGGCCCUGUGUCGGUAUCCUUUAGCCCAGUGCCAUCACUAGCAGAGAUUGUAGAGCGGAAUCCCCGGGUGGAACCAGGGGGCCGGUACCGCCCUGCAGGGUGUGAACCCCGCUCCCGAACAGCCAUUAUUGUGCCCCAUCGUGCCCGGGAGCACCACCUUCGUCUGCUGCUCUACCAUUUACACCCCUUCCUGCAGCGCCAGCAGCUUGCUUAUGGCAUCUAUGUCAUCCACCAGGCUGGAAAUGGAACAUUUAACAGGGCAAAGCUACUGAACGUUGGGGUGCGGGAGGCCCUUCGUGACGAAGAGUGGGACUGUCUGUUCUUGCAUGAUGUAGAUCUCCUGCCAGAAAAUGACCACAAUCUGUAUGUGUGUGACCCCCGGGGACCCCGCCAUGUAGCUGUUGCCAUGAACAAGUUUGGAUACAGCCUUCCAUACCCUCAGUACUUUGGAGGGGUCUCAGCGCUCACUCCUGACCAAUACCUGAAGAUGAAUGGCUUCCCCAAUGAAUACUGGGGCUGGGGUGGUGAGGACGACGACAUUGCUACCAGGGUGCGUCUGGCUGGUAUGAAGAUCUCUCGGCCUCCCACAUCUGUGGGACACUAUAAGAUGGUGAAGCACCGAGGAGAUAAGGGCAAUGAGGAAAAUCCCCACAGAUUUGACCUCCUGGUCCGUACCCAGAAUUCCUGGACACAAGAUGGAAUGAACUCACUGACAUACAGAUUGCUGGCUCGAGAGCUGGGUCCUCUGUAUACAAAUGUCACAGCAGACAUUGGGACUGAUCCCCGGGGUCCUCGUGCUCCCUCUGGUCCUCGUUACCCACCUGGUUCCUCCCAAGCCUUCCGUCAAGAGAUGCUGCAGCGCCGGCCCCCAGCUAGGCCUGGCCCUCUGCCUACUGCCAACCACACAGUCCCCCGUGGUUCACACUGACUCCUCCUUGCCCACCUUAAUCAUGAAACUGAAUCAAAGGGAUUGUAUUCUCCCCACCCUCAGCUCCUCACUCCUCUCAGAGAAGUGUGGGAGAACUGAGCUCUAGUGCUAUGCUAGGGGCCAGGGGCCUCUCUUCACUGCUGGACUGGAGCUGGGCUCCUCUAGACUUGGCAGUCCCUUUUUCUAGGGCCACCUGCCAGAGCUUAUGACUGUGAAUUCUUGAUGUCAUGAUUUUAUGUGAUGACUCCUGGGAGUCCCUUGUCCCUGGGGUAGGAGCAGGGCUGGGUCCCAAGCCCCUUCCUCUUCCAUAGAGAUCACUUCCAAGAAGAGUGAUCUGGCUUCCCCUGGGACCUCUGUGAAUAUUUAUUCUAUUUAUGGUUCCAAGGAAGCUGUCUGGUGAAGGAAGCCCUUCUCUGGGCACUUUAUGCCAAGUGUUGGAGUAGCUCCCUCUUCUGGUCCUGGCUCAGAGGGCCAGGAUUUUGAUAUAUUUUCUAAUAAAGGACUUUGUCUCGC